AAGUAACAAAACACGAAGACUGGUGGCACGUCGUGUCCAAGCCCCCACCUCUGCGCGUGGGGCAGCAACAGAGUAGUACGCUACUCAAAACCAUUAUAAGAAACGCCCAUCUGGUCCCUCUCAAACUUUGCUCUCAAAAAAUCCAUCGUCUCUACAAAACCCAGGCUGAUAAUGUCGUAGCAUCAACGAUGGGGAGGAGAACAGAGAGAGUCACGAAAUCCCACACUCUCCCACCCUCGCCAUCCCACUCUUUCUCGUCCUCAUCAUCCUCGGACUUCGAGUUCACCAUUUCCGUUUCCCCUCGCAAAUCCUCCACCGCUCUCUGCCCGGCCGACGAGCUCUUCUACAAGGGCCAACUGUUGCCUCUCCACCUCUCCCCACGCCUCUCCAUGGUCCGCACGCUCCUCGCCUCCUCCAGCACGUCCUCCGCCUCCGACACGACGGCCUCGCGCGACUCCACCGGCAGCUCCAACGACUCCCACUCGUCCUUCAACAGCGACCUCGCGUUGCUCGCCGAGUGCGACUCGUCCCGGCCCAGCUCGGCCACCGAGGACGACGAGUUCAAGCGCCUUCACAACAACCACAACACACAGAUCAAGAAGAGCAAGUACUUCUCACUCUCGCGAUUCUCAUCGGUAUUCCGAAAAGAACCCAAGAACCGCGACGCCGACAACGUAUCCGGAUCGUCCGUUAAAAGAGUGAGCUCGACGGCUAAAGAGGUUAUUAGGAAGUACUUGAAGAAAGUCAAGCCGUUAUAUGAAAAGCUGUCGCAAAAGCAGCAGCAGCAGCAAAAACUGGGAGCAGUUACGACGACUACUAUGCCUUUGUCAGUGAAAGCGGAGAGAUCUGCGAAAGACACGGAAAUAUCUGGCAAAAGCGCGAGCAAAGAGAAUGGCGGUGGGUUUUCUCACUCUUUCUCGGGAAAUUUGAGGUACCCACGAAGGAGAAGCUGCGUCUCGAGCUGCCCGUCGUCGAUGCGGUCCUCGCCGAGUCACUCCGGCGUGCUUAGUCGGAAUGGGUUUAUGAGUACGGGUAGGGUCGGAGGGGUGUACCACGCCGACGCGUCGUCGAUGGAGGAGUUGCAGAGCGCGAUUCAAGGCGCCAUUGCUCAUUGCAAGAAUUCAAUGAUCCAGAGCAAGACUAUGGUGGUCAGUAAUGAGAUUUGAAAUUUGAGAAUAAAUAUUAACUGAUAUUUAAUUCAGGUUCCUUCUUGUAUCGGUGUUCAAAAAAAAAAAAAAGAAAAAAAGUAUUUAACCUUUUUUCUUUUUCUUUUUCUCUUUCACGCCUGAGACGUAAAAGAUGCAUGUGAAUGUGAGGGCACUCUCAUUUUGGCAUCAAAAUCCAAGUCUAUGACUCUGACUGACUGUUUGUCAUUGGAACUCGAAACCUUUCUUGGUUUUGAUUCUCUCUUUUCUUUUCUUUUUCUUUCUGAGUUUGAUAACAACUGCUGAACCUUUUUAUU
Messenger RNA from Corylus avellana, 1462 nucleotides. RefSeq names its product membrane-associated kinase regulator (gene MAKR1). Gene Ontology annotation, molecular function: kinase inhibitor activity. The record is from RefSeq and is a predicted model, not a curated record. Gene Ontology annotation, cellular component: plasma membrane. NCBI's taxonomy places the organism in Eukaryota, Viridiplantae, Streptophyta, Magnoliopsida, Fagales, Betulaceae.